UUUUCCCCUUUAGCUCCUUAGAAAAGGAAAUCAAUCAAUCUUCUAUAAAUUAGGGUUACAGUGGGUCUCCAUCAAAAUCAGAGAUUUUUCACUUUGACUUGAGAGAAUUUGCGAAGUUUCUUUUUCACGGUUUCGUUCUUUACACAGAGUUGCUGCAAAUCUGUUUUCGUUUUCUGAUCUCUGAACAAUCCAAUGGACUCUUUUGUUACCGUAGAGAAUAAACCUCUCCCAACCGAUAUGGAAUUUACGAUGGAAGAAGCAACGCAGAUUGUAGAGAAGAAACUUUCGGAGAAAGAUUACGUUGGUGCGAUGAAAUUCAUUAAUUUGUUUCCAAAUCUUGAUGGUCGUUGGAAUACGAUGAUCGAUGUUUAUAUUUGUGGAUCAAACGUAGGAGAAUCUGAUUGGUAUGGAGUUUUAGGUGUAGAUCCUUUAUCUGAUGAUGAAACAGUAAAGAAACAUUACAAGCAGUUGGCUCUUUUACUUCAUCCGGACAAGAACAAGUGUUAUGGCGCUGAAGGAGCGUUUAAGUUGGUGUCAGAAGCUUGGUGUUUGUUAUCUGAUAAGGUUCAGAGAAGUUCUUAUGAUCAAAGAAGGAAGAAUUCGAAACAAGGAAAGUCUAGUAAACCUAAAGCUACAGAUUCAUCAAAACAGAGGAAAAGCAGAACGUUUUGGACAAUGUGCAGAAGCUGCAAGACCAAAGGUGAAUUUCUGAGGCAUUGGAAUCUUAACAAGGCUAUACUUUGUCCUAAUUGUCGUCAGAUUUUCAUUGCAACCGAGAUAACUACAAAAGAACCUAACAAAACCACCAAAAAAGCUUCUCAUCAACAGCAACAAUGGAGUGUCCAGGAUAAAGCACCAAAAACGAGUCUUCCUCGCCAUCUGUUACUUUUACCUGGAAACGUUCAUCAGUUUCAUUAAAGGCUAGGUCUAAUUGUGGAAGUUCAGCAAAUCAAAGUACCAAAAGAGGGCUUGACGCACAAGAAACGGUUGCUCCUGCAGAGAAGAUUCUCAAGAGGCAGAGGACAACUGUGAACUAAGAAGUACGAGUCAUAUGACAUUUAGAAUUUGCAUAUUCCUGCUUUUAAACCUUUCAUGUUUUCUUUAGGAUAUGUUAUUAAUCUUUUUUCAGUUUUAGACUAAAAUUGUACUGUAGAACAAGAGCGGGUUCUCCUUUCAACGUCAAUGUGUAGUGUCCUAAGUCCUAACUUCUCUUUAAACAUUGUAUGUCUUGUUGUUAGUUGAUUUUAUAACAUUUUUUACAGCAACAAUAAAACAUUAUCUUCCUCACAAGUCACUUGUCAAGU
Molecule: messenger RNA, 1304 nt
Organism: Arabidopsis thaliana (thale cress)
Lineage: Eukaryota; Viridiplantae; Streptophyta; Magnoliopsida; Brassicales; Brassicaceae
Product: Chaperone DnaJ-domain superfamily protein
Exons: 1
Coding region: 193-918 (241 amino acids)
Source: RefSeq, marked reviewed